AUGCGGCGGCUUAUAUUCUUCCUCCUCCUGCUCUUGCAAGCGAGAGGAGCGGAGGAUAGGACCGACUCGCAGGACGUGGCUGUGACCAUUACAAGACCCGAGGACGGGGAGCGCGUGCGGGGAGACGUCGUUCCACUGGAAGUCUCUGCCAUGAGCAGCAGGAGAGGAUCGAGAGUCAUUCUGUACAUGGAUGGCCGUGAGGUGUACCGAACGGAGGAGCGGGCGGUCAGCUUGCAGAUGUCGCAGCUACAAGUAGGGUAUCAUGUGAUGGAGGUACAACUGACGGAGGAGGACGAGGCGGUUGCGUAUGAUAGUGUGGGUCGGACUGCUCAGGAAUUCUUCUAUGUUGGCGAUGGGAUGCUGGCGCCGGAUCUGGAUGAUACCGAGCAUGUCAACAUCUUGUCUAACGUGACAACAAUCGAUGACAUGGAACGAGUUGCAAUUCAACAUUACGAGAGAGGCCAGCUGGACUUGUCAGGUCGUGAGAUGUCAGAACAAAGUUAUGUUCGACUGAUAUCUGCUAUGUCCAACGCUCCCGGAGCAACCAUGCCACGGCUUUUAGCAUCACUUGGGAGAGUUUUGAUGGCCAAGAAGGACUAUAUAGGAGCGCUACAAGCCUACAGAGGAGACGAAGUCAGGCUGUUCGAGAUGCACGACAAGACUUCUAAGAGGCUAGAGGCAAGAGCAGCAUGUCCAGUGAAAGCCAUCGGAACGCCCCAUGCCCCACAACUGUUGAAAGUUGGGAUCCUGACAGUCGCAUCCGGAAGAUAUGCGUCGUUUGUUCGGUCAACAGUCAGCUCGGCUGAAUCUUACUUGCUGCGGAUUUAUGGCCUGCUCUCAGAUCUGUGCAUGGGAAGGGAAGGGAAGGGAUUGAUGCUGAAAGGACCAUGGGAGGACGGGAGGGUCCACGCUGUCUACAGGAAGCAUGACGGGUGGCCAUCAGCAUCGAUGAAACGCGCCCAUUCCUACCUAGAGCACGCGGAGCUAUGGGGAGCUAUGGACUAUGUGUUUGCUGUCGAUGUCGGUGAAACUGUUGGAACUUUGCAUGCCGACAACGCAUUCUAUGACGGCAGUGAGGUUGUUGGACGCUUCCAAAAGGCAUGGUCAGUCAAUGCCGAGCCAGGAACCAUGUGGCGACAGCAUCAUGGCAACGCGGCGCUGGUCACUCGAGCCGUGUACGAGAAGCGGGAGGAGUCCACAGCUGGAAUGCGAGCUGGGGAAGGCAGGCAUUACUUUGCAGGAGGUUUCUAUGGGGGAAGGAGCCAGAAGGUGCUUGAGAUGCUCAAAGAACUUGUCAAGAGGACGAACCAGUGA
Molecule: messenger RNA, 1314 nt
Organism: Guillardia theta CCMP2712
Lineage: Eukaryota; Cryptophyceae; Pyrenomonadales; Geminigeraceae
Exons: 22
Coding region: 1-1314 (437 amino acids)
Biological process (GO): carbohydrate metabolic process
Cellular component (GO): membrane
Molecular function (GO): hexosyltransferase activity
Source: RefSeq, a predicted model, not a curated record